Messenger RNA from Acanthosepion pharaonis, 663 nucleotides. NCBI's taxonomy places the organism in Eukaryota, Metazoa, Mollusca, Cephalopoda, Sepiida, Sepiidae. The record is from the annotation of a GenBank genome assembly.
AUGAAUAUUUUUUAUCGUUGUCCUUAUUCCUUGAUAUUUUCUUCAUUCAUUUUACAUUUUUUUACGAUUUUAUUCUUUUUUUCUUCAUAUAUUUUUAUUUUCCUUUAUCUUUUCUUCUUUCAUUUUACAUCGUUUUUAAAUUUUAUUCCUUCUUUUUCUUCUUUAUAUAUUCUUCUUUUCCUUUUCCUUUAUUUUUGUCUUCAUUCAUUUUACAUCUUAUUUACGUUUUUAUUUCUUCUUUUUCUUAUUCAUAUAUUCUUCUCUUCCUUUCUUUAUUUUACUGUUUCUAUUUCUUCUUCAUUCUUCUACUUAUUUUCAUUUUAUUUUCUUCUUUUGUCUUUAGCCCUGUUUCCUUCUUUCUUUGUUCUUAUUCGUUCUUUUAUUUUUCUUUCACUAAGUAUGCCAUCCGUUGUUUCCCCCUCUCUCUCUCUCUCUCUCUCUCUCUCUCUCUCUCUCUCUCUUCGAUCUGCCCUCCCAAGGUUUUCUUUCGAAUUCCGAGAGCGAAAUGACGUAGCCUCUAUCGUCUUGCAAUCAACAACUGCUAGCGGUCGUGAUGGAAGCGACACCGCGAUCUACAAGCGCGAAACGAAAGAAUCGACGCAAAAAAACUACAGUCUCUCCUCUUCAUCUUCAUCCUGCCACGUCCCGAUUUCCUCCGCAUGA